AUGAUCCGCCAGAUUGCUUAUGGCUGUCUUGUCUUGGCUGUCAUUAUUGUAACCAUCUUCUCCCUUGAGGAAACUGAAACCUCCACUCGUGUCCAGCGUUUGAUUGCCCUCUUUGGCAUGCUUGUAUUCUUGGGUGUCGUCUUCCUUUCAUCUACCAACCAUAGAGCCGUAAGAUGGAACACUAUUUCCGGUGCCAUGUUGCUCCAGUUCUUGUUGGCCUUGUUCGUCUUCCGUUCUGGUGCCGGUCAGAGCAUCUUCUCGUGGUUGUCCACCUUCUGUGAGGGAUUCCUUGGAAAGUCUUACUAUGGUACUUCUUUCGUGUUCGGUGCUGCCGUUGCUGAUUCCGGUUCCUUUGGCGUUGGUGUACUCCCUGCUGUCAUUUUCUUCGGUGCCGUUGUCCAGGUUCUCUACUACAUGGGUGCUCUUCAGUGGAUUCUUGUAAGAGCUGGUAAAGUCUUUAUGACAGUUUUGGGUGUUUCUGGUGCCGAAUCUAUUGUCGCAUGCGCCUCUCCUUUCCUUGGUCAGUGUGAAAAUGCUAUGCUUAUCAGACCUUUCUUGCCUCACUUGACUACUGCCGAAAUGCACCAAAUCAUGACUUCUGGUUUCGCUACCAUCUCUGGUUCCGUGCUUUACGGUUACAUUGCCAUGGGUGUCUCUGGCCAGGCGCUUUUGACUUCAUGUGUCAUGUCUAUCCCUUGCUCUCUCGCUAUCUCUAAGCUGCGCUACCCUGAGGUAUCCGAGCCCUUGACCAAGGGUGAGGUCAAGAUGCCCGAGAGUCCCGAAAAGUGUGUCAACUUACUUCACGCCGCUGGUGUCGGUGCCUCGAUUGGUAUGAACGUUGCUUUGCUCAUUAUUGCCAACUUGAUCUGCUUGCUUGCCCUACUUUACGCCGUCAAUGCUGGUCUGACCUGGCUCGGUAACUUUAUCACCAUUCACGAGUUGACUCUCCAGCUGAUUACUGGCUAUGUCUUUGUGCCUAUUGCCUGGUUGAUUGGUGCCGACAACAGCGACCUUGUCCAUGUUGGUCAGUUGAUGGCCUACAAGAUCUGGGCCAACGAGUUCGUUGCCUAUGAUUUGAUGACCACCACCUACAAGGACCUCCUUACUCCCCGCUCCACUAUUGUCUGCACCUACGCUCUCUGCGGUUUUGCUAACCUUGGCAGUGUUGGUAUGCAGAUCGGUGUCUUGACCACCCUUGCCCCUAAGCGUGGUGGUGAAAUCUCACGUCUUGCUGUUUCUGCAAUGAUCUGUGGUGCUUUCUCAACAUGGGUAUCUGCUUCUAUUGCAGGCAUGCUGUCUUAA
Messenger RNA from Phycomyces blakesleeanus NRRL 1555(-), 1302 nucleotides. RefSeq lists its product as hypothetical. Lineage: Eukaryota; Fungi; Mucoromycota; Mucoromycetes; Mucorales; Phycomycetaceae. Gene Ontology annotation, molecular function: symporter activity; nucleoside transmembrane transporter activity. Bases 1 to 1302 code for a protein of 433 amino acids. The transcript is spliced from 3 exons. Gene Ontology annotation, biological process: nucleoside transmembrane transport. The record is from RefSeq and is a predicted model, not a curated record. Gene Ontology annotation, cellular component: membrane.